Molecule: messenger RNA, 1727 nt
Organism: Bacillus rossius redtenbacheri
Lineage: Eukaryota; Metazoa; Arthropoda; Insecta; Phasmatodea; Bacillidae
Gene: Sec22
Product: vesicle-trafficking protein SEC22b-B
Exons: 5
Coding region: 159-800 (213 amino acids)
Biological process (GO): retrograde vesicle-mediated transport, Golgi to endoplasmic reticulum; vesicle fusion with Golgi apparatus; endoplasmic reticulum to Golgi vesicle-mediated transport
Cellular component (GO): endoplasmic reticulum-Golgi intermediate compartment; SNARE complex; Golgi membrane
Molecular function (GO): SNAP receptor activity
Source: RefSeq, a predicted model, not a curated record
ACUGUACAUGUGACAAAUCGUUUGUUUGGGUGACGUGUAUUAAACAACUUUCAAUUUGUUAAAAAUAUUGUUACAUAUGUAUUGUGACCAUCAGGAAUAUAGGGAUAAUUCCGUAGACUGUUGUUUUUUGAAGGCAGUAUUCAGAUUCGUUCCGCAAAAUGGUUAUUUUGACGAUGAUCGCGAGGAUCACCGAUGGGUUGCCCUUAGCCGCAACAAUGCAGGACGACGAACAGUCUGGCAAAAAUAUUCUGGAGUAUCAGAACCAGGCCAAAAUGUUGUUCAGAAGGUUGACUCAACAGAGCCCUACACGUCUUACGAUUGAAACAGGACCAUAUUUAUUUCACUACCUUAUAGAACAUGACGUAUGCUACUUGGUGCUUGCUGAACGGAACUACUCCAAGCGACUUGCAUAUUCCUACCUUGAGGACCUGGCUCAAGAAUUCCAUUCCCAGUACGGCAAGAAGGUGAACAGCGUCACCAGGCCGUACAGUUUCAUAGAAUUCGACACUUAUAUCCAAAAAGCAAAAAAAGUGUUUACGGACUCCCGGGCCCGGCGCAAUCUCUCCACGCUGAACACGGAGCUGCAAGACGUGCAGCGAAUCAUGGUGCAGAACAUAGACGACGUCAUGCAGAGGGGCGUAAUACUGUCGGAACUGGACAGCAAAGCUCAGAACCUGUCGAUGCUCUCGCAAGUCUACAAGAAAGAUGCCACCACUCUCAACUCCAAGUCAAUGUACGUGAAGGCAGCUCUGGGCUUCUGCAUCGUGUUUGUGUUCGUGCUGUAUUUCUGGAUCCUGUGAAGCGGUGCCGACAACUCGGUGUGUGUGCUUGUCCCACUGCCGUGAGCCCUUGGGUUGAGCAAAGGAGCUCCUGUGUAACGUGGGCCAUACAAUGAGUCAGAACUCCUACUUCUCAACAUUUCAAGUUGUCUUGUUGGUUCAACCUCGAAUGGUAAAAUAAUACACUAUGCAAAUUAUUUUUAAAAACUGGCCAUUUUCUUUUUAAUGCUUGUGGCUAUGUUGAUUUUUGUUACUUGUUUCAAACUUUUAUUUUGUUUGCAUGUUGUAUUUAAUCAAAGGCCAAGGGGUGUUUGAACUUUCACAGGAUUCAGUUAGAAUCUUUGCUCAUUGGGUUGUUGAGUAAAAUUAGAGAAAUAUUGUUAAAAUAAUUUUAAAUGCAUGCAGAGCAUGUGUGAAAAAUAAAGUGCCGUCUCACUUUUUGUUCCAGUAGCGUAAAGUGGUCAGAGCAUUACAGACUAACACUAAAUCCAAAUUUUUGCCAUUAGUUAUUUGUGAUAUUCUGUCUGUACAUUCCUUAUGAAUAUACAAUUAGCUAAUUGUGUAAAGGCACUACAGGAAUGGUCAAACAUGGUUAAUAGUAUGUACUUUAUAAAAUUAAUGUUUUUUUUUUUUUUUUUUUUUUUUUUUUUUAAAGCCUUAACGUAUGCAUGUUGGCUUUAAAGUUUCCCCAACAAUUAUUAAUCAUUGUAUGAAUAUUUGCAGUGCUUGGCAAGAUAUAAUUAACACGUUGUCAAACACCUCUGCCUCUGUGAUAUUGCCAGACCACUAUUAUGAAAUGACGUUUAUAGCUUUAAUCAGUAUAUGUUGUGUAUUAUAUAAAGCUUCUGGAGAAUUUGUAAAAUGAUAAUUGUUUCCCUGUGUGUAUUGUUAUAUAAAUAUUUAAUUUUUUUUUUGGAAGACCAAAAAAUAAAACAUAUUUAUAGAUAA